AUGGUUAGCGCCCACAGCGCAAGAUCUUCCACUUUGACUUUUCGCAGCUCGACGUUGACUUUUCGCGAUACUAACCACAGGCAACACACGACAGCCACCAUGUCCAGGCCGACCGUCACCGUCAUCUCCCCCAAGGGCGAGUCCUCCAAGGACACCAUCACCGUCCCCAAUGUCUUCAAGGCGCCCAUCCGCCCCGACAUUGUCCACUCGGUCCACACUGGCAUGAACAAGAACCGUCGCCAGCCGUACGCCGUCUCGGAGAAGGCUGGUCACCAGACCUCUGCUGAGUCUUGGGGUACCGGUCGUGCUGUCGCCCGUAUCCCCCGUGUCUCCGGUGGUGGUACUCACCGCGCCGGUCAGGCCGCCUUCGGUAACAUGUGCCGUUCCGGUCGCAUGUUCGCUCCCACCAAGGUCUGGCGCAAGUGGCACCAGAAGAUCAACCUCAACCAGAAGCGCUUCGCGACUGCCUCUGCGCUCGCUGCCUCUGGCAGCCCUGCUCUUCUGCUUGCCCGCGGUCACGCCAUCUCCACCGUCCCCGAGGUUCCCCUCGUCGUCUCCUCGACCGCCUUCGCUGAUGGUGCCAUCAAGAAGACCUCCGCCGCCGUUGCCCUGCUCAAGGCUGUCGGUGCCGGUGCUGACAUCGAGAAGGCCAAGAACUCUCGCAAGGUCCGCGCUGGUAAGGGUAAGAUGAGGGGUCGCCGCCACAAGCAGCGUCGUGGUCCUCUCGUCAUCUACAACCCCGAGGAGGAUGGCAAGGACCUCGUCCUUGCUUUCCGCAACAUCCCCGGUGUCGAGACCAGCUCCGUCUACUCGCUCAACCUCCUCCAGCUCGCCCCUGGUGGUCACCUUGGCCGCUUCGUCAUCUGGUCGUCGUCUGCUUUCUCUGCUCUCGACAAGAUCUACGGCUCCACCACCGAGGCCUCUGCUCUCAAGAAGGACUUCCUCCUGCCUUCCACCAUGAUGAAGCAGCCCGAUCUGUCGAAGAUCAUCAACUCCAGCGAUGUCCAGAAGGUCCUCCGCCCCACCCGUGGCGGUGCCGUCUCCAAGCGCGGUGUUGUGCAGAAGAAGAACCCUCUCAAGAACUUCCAGGUUCAGCUCCGUCUCAACCCCUACGCCGCCGCUUUCUCGAAGGAGAAGCUCGGCCAGAAGAAGGUUGAGCACACCAAGGAGAGGACCGGCCAGGACUUUGCCAACCUGUUGGCUGAGAACUAA
Ascochyta rabiei is the source of this 1212-nucleotide messenger RNA. Its product is annotated as 60S ribosomal protein L4B. The coding region runs from base 1 to 1212 and encodes 403 amino acids. Gene Ontology annotation, cellular component: cytosolic large ribosomal subunit; ribosome. Gene Ontology annotation, biological process: translation. The transcript has 2 exons. The record is from RefSeq and is a predicted model, not a curated record. Gene Ontology annotation, molecular function: RNA binding; structural constituent of ribosome. Lineage: Eukaryota; Fungi; Ascomycota; Dothideomycetes; Pleosporales; Didymellaceae.